AUGGAGGCCCCAGAGACACCUCUCUUGGGCUCUUCGCGGCAAGCCGGGCAUGGAACUUUCGAGCCCUCCCUCGGGCUCUCCUCCGGCGAGGCUGCACAGAGACGUGCCGAGGACGGCCCUAAUCAGCUGGACCCGCCGCCCAAGGAAGGUCUGCUCCUGAUCUUCGUCCGGCAAACGCAGAGUGUGGUUUUCCUGCUCACAUCCCUGGCUGCUGCGGUCUCCUACAGCUGCGGCGAUCGGCACAAGGCCAUGAUUCUGAUCACGGUCGUGGUCUUCGUGUGCUUGCUGAAUACGUUCGGUGAGUACACCAGCCAAGAUGCUGGCUCGGCCCUCUGCAAGAUGGGCAAGCUUCAGACUAGAAGGGCCAUCGCAUGA
This is a messenger RNA of Symbiodinium sp. CCMP2456, 375 nucleotides long. The record is from the annotation of a GenBank genome assembly. NCBI's taxonomy places the organism in Eukaryota, Dinophyceae, Suessiales, Symbiodiniaceae.